Fukomys damarensis (Damara mole-rat) is the source of this 1656-nucleotide messenger RNA. It is a transcript of the gene Acaa2, whose product is annotated as acetyl-CoA acyltransferase 2. The transcript has 10 exons. Lineage: Eukaryota; Metazoa; Chordata; Mammalia; Rodentia; Bathyergidae. The record is from RefSeq and is a predicted model, not a curated record. The coding region runs from base 128 to 1321 and encodes 397 amino acids. Gene Ontology annotation, molecular function: acetyl-CoA C-acetyltransferase activity. Gene Ontology annotation, biological process: fatty acid beta-oxidation.
GGGCAGGGGCGUGGCAUCGCGGUGAGCCUAAGCGGUCGACUUUAAGGCUUGACUGCCCCUGGUCUCCUUUGGACCUCUAGAACUUGCAAAAAGCGAGUGUUCUUCGCCGCGGGCCCAAGUUGCCACUAUGGCCCUGCUCAGAGGUGUGUUUGUUGUUGCUGCUAAGCGAACACCCUUUGGAGCUUUUGGAGGUCUUCUGAAAGAAUACAGUGCUAUUGAUUUGAAUGAGUUUGCUGCCAGGGCUGCUCUGUUUGCUGGCAAAGUCCCUCCUGAAAUCAUCGACAGUGUCAUUGUAGGCAAUGUCAUUCAGAGUUCCUCAGAUGCUAUAUACAUUGCAAGGCAUGUUGGUUUACGCGUGGGAGUCCCAAAAGAAACCCCAGCAAUCACUGUUAAUAGGCUGUGUGGCUCCGGUUUCCAGUCCAUUGUGAAUGGAUGUCAGGAAAUCUGUGUUAAAGAUGCUGAAGUCGUCUUGUGUGGAGGAACUGAAAGCAUGAGCCAGGCUCCCUUCUGUGUCAGAAACAUACGUUUUGGAACCAGAUUUGGGUUUGAUCUCAAGCUGGAAGAUUCUUUGUGGGAAGGAUUAACAGAUUCACAUGUUAAACUCGCCAUGGCACUUACUGCAGAGAAUCUUGCUGUGCAACAUAAAAUAAGCAGAGAAGAUUGUGACAGAUAUGCCUUGCAGUCACAGCAGAGAUGGAAAGCUGCUAAUGAUGCUGGCUACUUUAAUGAUGAAAUGGUACCAAUUGAAGUGAAGACGAGGAAAGGAAAACAAACAAUGCAAGUGGAUGAGCACCCUCGGCCCCAAACAACCCUGGAGCAGUUACAGAAACUUUCUCCAGUGUUCAAGAAAGAAGGAACGGUCACUGCGGGGAAUGCAUCGGGUAUAUCUGAUGGUGCUGGAGCUGUUAUCAUAGCUAGUGAAGAUGCUGUUAAAAAACAUAACUUCACACCACUGGCAAGAAUUGUGGGCUACUUUGUAUCUGGAUGUGAUCCGUCUAUCAUGGGCAUUGGUCCUGUUCCUGCCAUCAGUGGGGCAUUGAAGAAAACAGGACUGAGUCUCAAAGACAUGGAUUUGGUAGAGGUGAAUGAAGCUUUUGCUCCCCAGUACUUGGCUGUGGAGAAGAGUUUGAAUCUUGAUCCAAGCAAAACCAAUGUGAAUGGAGGAGCCAUUGCUUUGGGUCACCCAUUGGGAGGAUCUGGAACAAGAAUUACCACACACUUGGUUCAUGAAUUAAGGCGUCGAGGUGGAAAAUAUGCUGUUGGUUCAGCUUGCAUUGGAGGUGGCCAAGGCAUCGCAGUCAUCAUUCAGAAUGUGGCCUGAGAGAACCAGGAGCUGCCUCAUGCGCACCUCCUACUUCGUGUGGUAAAACAGGUGACCUUCAGUGCAGCUGCCACACUGCCCUGCCUGCCGCUGAAACAGCAACUGAGUUUGAGCCAGACUCGGUGAGGAAAAAAUGCAUUUAUCAGGAGUAAGUAAAAGCCUGUGCCAGAGGAGGGUCUCUCAAACUGACACAGUCUAACAUGGUGCAUUUCUGAACGGAAAUCCAACUGUAGAAGACCUUACAAGAAACGGUAUCCUGUCAAAUAAGCACCUCUUAUGCCUUACAUGAUAUGAUUACAAGGAAGGUAAAUAAAGAUUGCCUUAAUUUUGGCUAA